AACAUACAUUCAUAAACCUCAUAAAAUGGCUGUUGAUUUAUUGCAUAUGCUUCAGCUACUGAAAUAAAUGGAUAUAUGUUAAUCUUCCAGGAGAAAUAAAAAAAAAAACAUAAUAAAUCGUGCGAGCGGCGCGUGAUGGCGGCCCGGCCGGCGGCGGGACACUGGGCGGCGGGAACAGCGGUGGUGGCGGCGGCGGGGCUUCAGGGUCUCUUGUAAUAUAUGCAUCCUAAAAUAUUCAAACGCGAAAAACUUAAAAAGUUUACACUUCAAACUUAAUUCCGCCGCCUUAAUCCAAGAGUCGGCCUAAAUCACAUUCUCAGAAUAAAGCAGCAGCCGCCCCUGGUCUUCACCCUCGCCUGUUCUAGAAUUAUCUCCACAAUUUAGGAAUCUAGGAGGCCCGUACACCUCUCGCUCCCAUAUUUACGUGUUCAAGUGGGCAUGAAGUCCGGGCUGGGCGCUGGCCUCAGCAAGUGACACCGCCGCCUCCUAUCCCACUCUGUCGUUGGGAUUAUGGCCAAAUGACUGUUCGAAAGACCGUCAAGAAUUUGGUGGCUUAUCACAAAUUUUCGUUAUGAACACCUCCCGCGCCGACCAGUGAGAGCAGCUCGUAUAAAUGGCUGCUCCCAGGAGGACCGCCCUCGCCCCGCUGCACCUUAUAAGUGAAAUAUUUACCGGCCGUCGCAGAAUUCUACAUCUCCUGAUAGACAGUGUCCAUUCCGUACAUGACGGGAAUACUGGACCAAUAGGCCUAUGGAAUUUUCCGGCCCUGUAUGCCUGCCUAUAGCGUCAGACGUGUGGACUGAAGCUCCGCCCAUUCCAAUAUGGCUUCCGCAGCGCGUCCAAACCGCAUUGAACCACACAGCUCUGGCACCAGCUUCCUCUUCGACCCCGCCCUCCCCAACACCGGUGAUUCCUUACCUAUGCCACGCAACACUAACUACACAGCAGAAAUCCCAUCCCUCAGGGCCCCACACGUCCCGUUCCCUCAUCAAGGAGUCACCUGAGGAGUCUCGUCGCGCCCCGCACCUGACCGGACUUUACAGAAGAUGUUGUCUCUCCGGACACUACACGGGACCUUUGAAAAAAAGUAACCGGGGCCAUGUAAGGUUCACUUGAAGUAAACUUUUAAACCUCGGGUAAUAAAACU
Portunus trituberculatus (swimming crab) is the source of this 1147-nucleotide messenger RNA. RefSeq lists its product as uncharacterized. Bases 751 to 1116 code for a protein of 121 amino acids. The record is from RefSeq and is a predicted model, not a curated record. The transcript is spliced from 2 exons. Lineage: Eukaryota; Metazoa; Arthropoda; Malacostraca; Decapoda; Portunidae.